AUGAAGUUACUUUGUCUUCCCUCUGAAUCCGGAGAGCUUCAAAACGUCUCAACUUCGCCGAUCUUUACCGGAGGUGUGGGAAGCACCGUUGAAAACACGGGAAACCAGAAAUCUAACCCACAUGAGGCUUUAAUCCAGUAUGGACUACUGGCUCGUGAUAUCUCGGAAAACGUAGCCCCGGACGGAGACGCUCGAGUCUUCUACAAUGUUACUGCUCCAUCGAGCGUGUUCAUUUGCGGGAGUCAGGGAUCCGGGAAAAGCCAUACUUUGGCGACGCUGCUGGAGAAUUGCCUCGUCAAGUCCGAAGCAAACGUGCUGCCUCGACCACUCUCUGGCUUGGUCUUUCAUUAUGACACCACCAUUUCGGACUCGGGAGGACACCCUUGUGAAGCAGCCCACCUGCCGAACGUCUUGAUUCGGCCGCUCCACUUUGCCGAAACGGACCUGAACACGAGACGAAUGCUGGACUUGAUGGCAGUUAGCGCCGGUUCGAAUGGCCGAGCGCCAUUGUAUAUUACUGUGGUGACGAAAGUUAUACGAGAGAUGAGGCUCCAGGAGCAACGGGAAGGAAAAGGAUUCAACUACGGCACAUUUAAGAAUGCCCUAAACGCAGAGAAACUAACUGAAGCACAAUUGGUCCCCCUCAGGCAGAGAUUAGAUGCGUUGGAGAGCUUCCUGGCUCAACCGAAAACAAAAAAGAGGAAUCGGGAAGCGCAACCGUCCGAGGAUGAGAAGGCUGCAGAAUGGAGGCCGGUUAGUGGACAGCUAACGGUAGUCGAUUUAUCGUGCCCUUGCGUAACCGCCGAGAUCGCCUGUGCUCUUUUCAACAUCUGCCUCGGUCUAUUUCUGGAACAGGAGACAAGUUUAGGGCGGGUUGUGGCCCUGGACGAAGCGCACAAAUACAUGAACGAUAGUCUGGAAAGCGACGAGUUCACGGAAACGCUCCUGUCUACCAUUCGCCUGCAGCGCCAUCUUGGCGCCCGCGUAGUUAUUUCGACCCAGGAACCGACGAUAUCGCCUCGCCUUUUGGAUUUAUGUAGCAUCACCAUUGUCCAUAAGUUUACAUCUCCCAAUUGGUUCCAUGCUCUCCGAGGGCACCUUGCUGGUGCGUUCAACAACGAAGUCGACGGCCAGGACCAGAAGCAGACCUCGGUGGGUCCCAAGGCCACUCUACAUAGGUAUCGGUCUAUCUCACCAUCUGAGCUGUUCCCAACAGUGGUGAAUUUGAGGACGGGCGAAGCCCUCCUCUUCUCUCCAGGCGCCGUCGUGGCUACAGCUGGGAAUGGUACCAGCUGGCAGGCCGUAUACCUAGGCACCGGUAUAAUGAAAGUGCGGGUUCGGCAUCGUGUUACUGCUGAUGGGGGGAGAAGCGUCAUGGCCGGAUGA
Messenger RNA from Scedosporium apiospermum, 1386 nucleotides. RefSeq lists its product as uncharacterized. The record is from RefSeq and is a predicted model, not a curated record. The transcript has 3 exons. Bases 1 to 1386 code for a protein of 461 amino acids. NCBI's taxonomy places the organism in Eukaryota, Fungi, Ascomycota, Sordariomycetes, Microascales, Microascaceae.